This is a messenger RNA of Aegilops tauschii subsp. strangulata, 648 nucleotides long. Its product is annotated as chemocyanin-like. Gene Ontology annotation, cellular component: plasma membrane. NCBI's taxonomy places the organism in Eukaryota, Viridiplantae, Streptophyta, Magnoliopsida, Poales, Poaceae. Gene Ontology annotation, molecular function: electron transfer activity. The record is from RefSeq and is a predicted model, not a curated record.
CCGUCUAUGGACUUGCGAUUGGAUCCAGGUAGCCGGCUUUGCCCUUUCCGCCCCACGCUCUCGUGCACAGUAUAGCUACAGUCACUCCACCCCACACACUCACAGAGGGACGCAGAGAAGCACCAGGGGAGUUAUGGCAAUGGCUCAGGGAAGAGGCAGUGCGGCGCAGGGCUUCACCCUCGGCUUCCUCGUGCUGUGCCUCCUCCUCGGCGCCGACACCGCCGGCGCCGCCACCUACAACGUCGACUGGUCGUUCGCCGCCGGCAGCUGGCCCAGCGGCAAGAGCUUCCGCGCAGGGGACGUCCUCGUGUUCAGCUACAACCCGGCCGUGCACAACGUGGUGGCGGUGGACGCCGGCGGCUACAACAGCUGCCGGGGCUCCGGCGCGACGCACACCUACACCUCGGGGAGCGACCGCGUGACGCUCGUCCCUGGGACGAACUACUUCAUCUGCAGCCUCAGCGGCCACUGCGGGCUCGGGAUGAAGAUGGCCGUCACUGCAAACUGAAGCUAGCUGCAGCUUCCGGUUUCAAAAAAGCUAGCCGCGGCUGCGAUGCCUUCUGUGCGCAUGUGAAAACAUCAAUAAAGUAAGUACUAGCGAUCUAAACACUCUUAUAUUUCUUUACAGAGGGAGUAUGUGAUAGUGUA